AUGUCUGGGUUCCAGAUCCCCGGCUUAGGCUUCGCCAAGCCAAAUGAGAAGCUACCGCCUCUACCAGCAGACCAAGCCGUGAGCGCGCCCUCAGCCGCUUCAGACACCAAAGACAUCGAGAUCCAGGACGCCACACAAACCCCAGCGACGACGCAGUCGCAAACCGCACCACACAAGCCAGACACGUAUAAGAACAUCCAAAAUGACUCCUCAGACGCAAUGGUCAUCGACAAACCCGAGAGCCCUCCCUCCCUGACGGGCGCUCUAGAGGCCGCCCUCGGCGGUCUCGAGCCCGCGAACGCAGAGCAGGCGCUGGGUCAAAUAGCCACAACGUCAGAGCAACAACAGGCCGCCGAGGCCCAACAGACUGCUCAGGGCGCACACCCAGAGUGGGAGGCAGACUCCUCACCGUACGAAUCCUCUUCGGAAUCUAGCAGCUCCGACUCGUCGGACGAUGACGACUCAGACAACGAGGCCUACGAGCUCCUGGGCGUCGAGGAGACGGCAAGGCUCCUCAUGGAAGCCGAGGGGGGCUCGGACGACGAAGGCGACAAGGGAAAAUCAUCAGGCGCCGGCCACAUGCGGACGAAGAACGAGGUGGCCGAGGAGCCCGUCCCGAAACCCGACGUCACCAUCACCCCCGAAAUGAAGAUCGAGGAGCUGGGAGAGGUGGAGCACAUCGUCGAGAAUCUCAUGCUCAUCAAGGCCUACACCCCCGGAGAGUACCAGGUCCUCGACACGGGCUCGGUCCUGUGCAACUCGGAGCGCGUGGUCAUCGGUGCGGUCGCCGAGACCAUCGGCAAAGUCCUGCAGCCCAUGUACACCGUCCACUUCAACUCACAGGACGAGAUCAAGGAGCUGGGCUUGACAGAGGGCACCAAGAUCUUCUACGCUGCCGAGCACGCCACCUUUGUCUUCACCGAGCCGCUGAAGAACUUGAAGGGCUCGGACGCCAGUAAUCUGCACGACGAGGAGGUAGGGGAUGACGAGAUGGAGUUCUCCGACGACGAGAAGGAGGCCGAGUACAAGCGCUCAAUCAAGCAAAAGAAGAGAGAGAAGUGGAAGAACAACAACAAGGACAGGGAGCCCCACCCUCUCCGACAAGAGGUGUCCGCCGGCGGAGGGCUCAACUACGACGAAGACGAAGAUGGCCCCUACAAACCACUUACCCGACCCCCAGGCUACGGCAAUGGACCGGUAUCCACAGAGGUAUAUGAUCCUCAUCAUCGCCCAGGCUCACACCGCGGUCGAGGAAGAGAUUCCAGAGGCAGGGGCAACCGUGGCCGAGGGUCCGGCCGAGGCGGCCGAGGAGGCUCCCACCCCCGAGACGGCUACUCCCUCCCUCCCCAGGGUGGAAAUCAGAACAGCACUCCCCCUCCCCCGCCUCAAUGGAACCAAGGCGGCGCUGCCGCCGUGCCAGCGAUGCCAAACUUUGGCUUCCAGAUCCCAGGCUGGCCCCAAGGCGGCCAAGCUUCCAAUACUGCUGCCCCGGCUGCCCCUCCGCCUCCAGGCCAAGGAGGUGCCGCACCCCAUAAUGGUGCAUUCCUCAACCCUGCCUUCAUUGCUGCCUUAAUGAGCCAGAUGCAAGCUCAGAACGGACAACAGCAGUGGGGCGGGCAACAACCACCACCACAAGGAGGCCAAUAA
This is a messenger RNA of Clonostachys rhizophaga, 1647 nucleotides long. The record is from the annotation of a GenBank genome assembly. Lineage: Eukaryota; Fungi; Ascomycota; Sordariomycetes; Hypocreales; Bionectriaceae.